Molecule: messenger RNA, 2336 nt
Organism: Peromyscus leucopus (white-footed mouse)
Lineage: Eukaryota; Metazoa; Chordata; Mammalia; Rodentia; Cricetidae
Gene: Igfbp3
Product: insulin like growth factor binding protein 3
Exons: 5
Coding region: 103-981 (292 amino acids)
Biological process (GO): regulation of insulin-like growth factor receptor signaling pathway
Cellular component (GO): extracellular region
Molecular function (GO): insulin-like growth factor I binding; fibronectin binding; insulin-like growth factor II binding
Source: RefSeq, a predicted model, not a curated record
CUGAGGACCUGCUGCUCGCUCCGCACAUCCCGCAGCUUCGUCCCGCGUGCUCCGCUCCACUCCGCUCCGGUCCGCCGAGCCGCAGUCUCUCCGCCCGGCGCCAUGCAUCCCGCGCGCCCGGCACUCUGGGCGGCUGCGCUCACCGCACUCACUCUGCUCCGCGGGCCGCCGGUGGCGCGAGCCGGCGCGGGCGCGGUGGGCGCGGGCCCCGUAGUGCGCUGCGAACCGUGCGACGCGCGCGCGCUGGCCCAGUGCGCGCCUCCGCCCACCGCGCCCGCGUGCACGGAGCUGGUGCGAGAACCGGGCUGCGGCUGCUGCUUGACUUGCGCGCUGCGAGAAGGCGACGCGUGCGGCGUCUACACCGAGCGCUGUGGCACCGGCCUCCUCUGCCAGCCGCGGCCCGGGGAGCAGUACCCGCUGAAGGCGCUGCUGAACGGCCGCGGGUUCUGCGCCAACGCCAGCGCCGCCGGCAGCCUGAGCGCCUACCUGCCCUCCCAACCCGCUCCAGGAAACGCCAGUGAAUCUGAGGAGGACCACAGUGCUGGGAGUGUGGAGAGUCGGGCUGUCCCCAGCACACACCGAGUGACUGACUCCAAGUUCCAUCCACUCCAUGCGAAGAUGGAUGUCAUCAAAAAAGGCCACGCCAGGGACAGCCAGCGUUACAAAGUUGACUAUGAGUCGCAGAGCACAGACACCCAGAACUUCUCCUCGGAGUCUAAGCGCGAGACAGAAUACGGUCCCUGCCGCAGAGAAAUGGAAGACACCCUGAAUCAUCUGAAGUUCCUCAAUGUGUUGAGUCCCAGAGGUGUCCACAUCCCAAACUGUGACAAGAAGGGGUUCUAUAAGAAGAAGCAGUGCCGCCCAUCCAAAGGCAGAAAGCGGGGCUUUUGCUGGUGCGUGGACAAGUAUGGACAGGCCUUACCUGGCUACGACACCAAGGGCAGAGAUGACGUGCACUGCCUCAGCGUGCAGAGCCAGUAGAUGCCACCCGCUGUGCCACUUGAUGUGGAGCUCAAAUACGCCUUAUUUUGCACAAAAGACUGCCAACAACAUGAUCAGCAGCUGGCUACAGCCUUGACUUAUAUUUCUUUUUUGUGGUGAACUGAUUAAAAACAAAACAAAAAAAAAACCAAAGUUUAGACAGAUUUUUGAAAUGCCUCUGGUUGUUUAAGUAGUAAACUUGAUCAUCUUUCUACUCUCCGGUAGUCAACAAAAAAGCAGUUUGAAUUUUCCUGUGGCUUCCUAUGAAAACACUCAUGUACUCCAGGCUACGGAUGCCCGCUCCCCACUAACCCACCCGCCCAACACGGGCCUUCAAUGUUGCUGGCCCCCUGCCUUCCUGACUUGAGAGGUUCUGUUGCCGAUCCUCUUUCCAUUCCCUGUAAAUGAGGGCAGGCACUGUGGAGAAGGGGGAAACCCCUAACCAUGUCACCAGGACAUCUGGACACAUACUCCUGAGGCUCAUGGCCCGUAGGGUGUCAUCUCUGAACCAAGGGCCUGGCCCCAUAUCUGCAAGUGACCUGAUCUACUUGGGAACUGUGGGAGAGAAUAGGUGAAAUCUCUCUGAUUAAAACUGACCAGGAAUGUUCUAAGGCACUCUGGGAGCCCAUAAAAACAAGGACGAGGACCUUCCGUUGUCAGCAGAUGGUCCCCAGGUGGGAGGAGCAGUGAGUGUCAGCCUCCAAGUUCAGAGAUGUCACAAACAAUGGUACAGUUAGUUCUUCAGAUGACUUAAAAAAAAAAAAAAACAGUGUUUUCUUGUCCAACUUCUCAAAAUAAAAUUUAUUGGGGGGAGGGGGGAGGGGAGGCAUGGCAAGCUUUUUUCUUUUUUUUAAGAAAAAAAAAAAAAGGUUUUUUUUCAUCUUCCCCCUCCUUCCUAUCUAAACAGGAAAGAGGAAUGGCUUAUUGGAGAGCCUGGCAAGACCACCUAGAGAAUCACCCGUUGUUGAUCUUAAGGUCCUUCUCAGACUUUUUUUUUUAUAAUUCACGCAUAUAUGCAGAUAAAAUACAUUCGUAAUUGUUAACAGUGUAUAUGACAUAGCCCAAAUAUAAUAGAAUCUGUACUAGAUAAUCUUAGAUAAAAUGUUAGAGAUGCUAGGUGAUGUAACCCCGGGCACGCCCCAGGAAAGGAGCCUGUGUCUGGAGGCUGGGCUGCUCUCCCCAAGGCCAAGGCCAAGAGGGUCUGACAACAGGGUGCAAGGAGACCGCACUGCAUCCCACGGGGUGGACAUGCGCUGUACAGAGCUUGUCUUGAGAGUUCAAAGGAAUCUCAAGACAUCCUGCCUGCCUAUCAGCUUUCCUUUAUUUUUUUAAUUAAUUUUGGGGGGAAAAAUGUA